Alligator sinensis (Chinese alligator) is the source of this 2368-nucleotide messenger RNA. It is a transcript of the gene PDZD4, whose product is annotated as PDZ domain containing 4. Gene Ontology annotation, molecular function: protein binding. The transcript is spliced from 7 exons. The record is from RefSeq and is a predicted model, not a curated record. The coding region runs from base 192 to 1766 and encodes 524 amino acids. Lineage: Eukaryota; Metazoa; Chordata; Crocodylia; Alligatoridae.
GGGUUGGAGGUGCUGCGAGGGGCCAAGGAACCACUGGUGAUCCAGCACCCCUGCCUCUGCCCCCUGGUCCCGGCCUUGUGGACAGCGGGACCCAGACAGACAUCAGCUUUGAGCGGCUGCUGGCACGGGGCUGGCGCCCACCCCCUGACAUCACCUCCCUUGGGCAUGAGUACUACGACCCUGUGGAGUUAAUGGAAGGCGUGGUCCUGGAGACAGAGCGCACAGAGGAGCUGGAAUAUGAGGUGAAUCCCAAUAGCAUCGCAGCCAGGGAUGGACGUAUCCGUGAAGGGGAUCGCAUUGUCCAGAUCAAUGGGGUGGAGGUCCAUGACCGGGAGGAGGCUGUGGCCAUCCUGACCCACGAGCAGCGAACCAACAUUUCCCUGCUGCUGGCACGGCCUGAGGCUGAGGGGCUGGCUCUUAACUCUCCACCCCAGCUGUCAAAGCACUGGAAGGACAGUGACCGCGAAGAUUUCCUUGAUGACUUUGGCUCUAACCCCGAGGAUGAGGCACGACCCCGACCCCCCCGUGCUGCCCCAGGCCAGCCCCAAAUGGCCACCCCCGCCCUGCCACUGCCCCCCCCUGCAGCCCCUCCGGCCUUGGGGGAGCCGGACAGUGGGGUUGGCCGCACAGAUGAGAGCACCCGCAACGAGGAGAGUUCGGAGCAUGACUUGCUAGGUGAUGAGCCCCCCAGCGGCACUGGCACCCCAGCCCUGCAGCGCCGUGGUGAGCCCCUCCCAGAUGCUGUGGUCCCUCCACCUAGCCCCCCAGCCACCCCAGGCCUCACCCCGGAGGAGGCUGAAAGAUAUCGGGAGCUUCUGGAGCUACGGGGGCACCUCCAGAAUGGCAACCAGGGUCCCCCCCUUUACCGGGGGGUGCCAGGGGGCCUGGAUGUCAACCGCAAUGAAGUAGCUUUGCUGGAGGAGGAGCUGCGGCACCUGGAAUUCAAGUGCCGCAACAUUCUCCGUGCCCAAAAGAUGCAGCAGUUGCGGGAGCGGUGCCUCAAGGCCUGGCUGUUGGAAGAUGGGGGGCCAGGGGGCUAUGAAGUCUCCCUAGGCGGACCCACCCAUGCCUUGGCUGAUAUCACGGAGCUCCCUGAAAGCGCCUAUAACACGGGUGAGAGCUGCCGCAGCACCCCUCAGCUCGAGAGCCCACUCCGCCAGCCCCCCAUGGGCAACCUCAACCGGCCUCCGGGUCCCCCGAAAACUCGGCGCCCUAGUGAGGCCCGUCCAACCAAGCGCAGCCCCCGGGAAGCUUCACCCAGUCGUCUAGGCCGCAAGGACAACAUGGCUGUUGUUGCUUCAGCACCGCCAGGCCUAGUGCCUCUGUGUGCCAGCGAAGCCUUGCCAGGAGUAGGCCGGGGUGGGGAAUGGCGGGGCAAAGGUGCCAAGAGGCCUGUGAGAGACCGGCUUCUCAAGGCACGGGCCUUGAAGAUCAGGGAGGAAAGAAGCGGGAUGACAACCGAUGACGAUGCCAUGAGUGAGCUGAAGUUGGGCCGCUACUGGAGCCGAGAAGAACGCAAGCAGCACCUGGCCCGAGCCCGGGAGCAGCGCCGGCGCCGUGAGCUGAUGCUCCAGAGCAGGCUGGAAGCAGCAGGGGCAUCCCCCGAGACCUCAGCCGUGGCCCUGGGCCACCGCAAGACGCUGAGGAAGCGGAGCCGCCGCAUCCUAGACAACUGGCUGACCAUCCAGGAGAUGCUGGCCCAUGGCAGCCGUGGGGCCGACGGCAGGCGGCUCUACAACCCCCUGCUCUCUGUCACUACUGUCUGAGGGGGAGUUCCACCCCCCCCGCCUCCACCUCCCACAAGGCCUGUUGCCCUGGCAAGGCUGGCCCCGCUGAGCUUGGGGCUGUGGGAGGCUUUGCCAGGCUUAGUCAGCCACAAGGACAAAAUGGCCACCAUUGCUUUUGCAGUACUGACCUUCGGUCCAAGUCUAGGGCCAAGGGUGGCUUUGCCAAGAAGAGUAGGCCACAGGGGGACGUGGCUGCUGUUGCCCUGGCGAUACCCACCCCAGCCAAGCAAGGGCCUGGGAGGCUUUGCUGGGCCGAGCAAGCUGUGCGGGCAAUGUGGCCGCUAUUGGUCUGGCACUUUCUGCCCUAGCCUGGUGUGGGGAAGCUUCACUAGGUUCAGUAGGCCACAGGGACAAUAUAGCCACUGUCACCCUUCCCUGCUGGGGCUGGAGAGGUUUUGCCAAGAAAAGUAGGCAGCAGGGGCAAAGUGACCAAGACUGUGCCUGGGGAGGCUUUGUAGCCACUGUCACCCUGGUGCUGCCUGGCCUGGGCCCUGUAGAGGUGUUACCAGGCCAAGCAGACCACACGGACACCAUGGCUACCAGUACCCCAGACUUUCAGGUGGAACAAGCGCCUGAAAAAA